Mucor mucedo is the source of this 790-nucleotide messenger RNA. RefSeq names its product nucleoside diphosphate kinase. Gene Ontology annotation, molecular function: nucleoside diphosphate kinase activity. The transcript has a single exon. Gene Ontology annotation, biological process: GTP biosynthetic process; CTP biosynthetic process; UTP biosynthetic process. Lineage: Eukaryota; Fungi; Mucoromycota; Mucoromycetes; Mucorales; Mucoraceae. The coding region runs from base 333 to 728 and encodes 131 amino acids. The record is from RefSeq and is a predicted model, not a curated record.
AGGAGAGUUUGGCUGUCCGCAACUUUAAUUGAUGAGAACUUAAACGUCAUUAGAGAGCUACUAAUGAGCUAUUAUUGAGCAGCGGGGUCUUCAUCAGAUAAGUCGGGGAGGAAGGUCCUUUUUUUAAAACCAUCUUGAACAUGUUUGAAUCCAUCAAAGUACUCUUUGUACUUAUCUUAUUCUACUUCCCGUUUUUUUUUCUGGUACUGAUUCCGAGCAACUCCAUAUUCUUACGACCAGAGGAUUUGCAAGAUGACAUUUGCACAAAGUUGGCAUUACCUUUUCUUUGUGAUGAACCUAGCGUGACUUUAGCAGUAAUUAAGCCGGAUGGUAUGUCUCACGAAAGCCAAAUUAAGGCAAUUAUCGAAGAGAAUGGAUUCAAGAUUAUAAAUGAUAAAACGGAAAAAUUGGAUGUCGAACAAGUGUCUGCUUGGUAUAGCGACAAACAGGAAGAACCUUAUUAUCCAUCAUUAGUUGAAUACUUGACAAGAGGUCCCAUCCGAGUACUUGCACUGUCCAGAAGAAAGGCGGUUCCUAAGUUACGCGAUUUGAUUGGACCAACAAACCCUGAUAUGGCUCGACAAUCAUUUCCUAAAACGAUCAGGGCUCUGUAUGGUACUGAUAUUCAAGAGAAUGCAAUCCAUGCGAGUGAUUCAAGAGAGUCAGCUGAAAAGGAAAUAAAAUUCUUCUUUGCUGAGCAGGACCCCACCCACACAAGGCAUUUGUAAGAAGAAAAAAUUACCAUAAUAAAUCACUAUUCACACCAUGUCAUGCCGAUAAAAACGGAGUU